UAUAUGGAGCAGGAAGAUGAGUGGGAACGCGAAGGUUUACUCGAUCCUGCUUGGGAGAAGCAACAAAAAAAAACCUUCACAGCUUGGUGUAAUUCCCAUUUGAGAAAAGUUGGAACCCAGAUAGAAGUUAUUGAAGAGGAUUUCAGAGAUGGGUUAAAGUUGAUGCUCUUGUUAGAAGUCAUUUCUGGCGAACAACUUCCUAAGCCUGAUAGAGGAAAAAUGCGUUUCCAUAAAAUUGCCAACGUGAACAAGGCUCUUGAUUUCAUCGAAAGUAAAGGAGUCAAACUAGUCUCAAUUGGAGCUGAAGAAAUUGUGGAUGGAAAUUUGAAGAUGACCCUAGGUAUGAUAUGGACAAUCAUUUUGAGAUUUGCCAUUCAAGAUAUUUCUGUCGAAGACUUCACAGCUAAAGAAGGUUUGCUGUUAUGGUGCCAAAGAAAAACUCAGCCUUAUAGAAAUGUAAAUGUACAAAAUUUUCAUCUCAGCUUCAAGGAUGGCCUGGCAUUCUGUGCCCUCAUCCACAGGCACAGACCUGAUCUCCUAGAUUACUCUAAACUUUCAAAAGAAAAUGCCAGAACUAACUUGACGACAGCCUUUGAUCUGGCUGAGAAACAUCUGGACAUACCCCGCAUGUUGGAUGUUGAUGACAUGGUGAACUCAGUGAAACCAGAUGAGAGAUCAGUGAUGGCCUAUGUAUCAUCUUACUAUCAUGCAUUCUCUGGAGCACAACAGGCUGAAACGGCAGCCAACAGAAUAUGCAAGGUGUUAAAGAUCAACCAAGAAAAUGAGAGACUCAUGGAAGAAUAUGAAAAACUGGCUUCUGAUCUGCUGGAGUGGAUUGCCAGAACGAAACCAUGGCUGGAGAACAGAUCACAAAUCCAAUCAAUCGAUGCCACUCAAAAGAAAUUUGAGGAGUUCAGAGAGUACAGAAGUCACCAGAAACCUCCACGUCUCGACGAGAAGAGCAUGUUGGAGACCAUGUACAACUCACUGCAAACUAGGUUGAGGCUCUCAAAUAGACCUGCCUACCUGCCAUCUGAAGGAAAACUCAUUCAGAACAUUGCGGUAGCGUGGAGGGAGCUUGAGGAAUCAGAGAAAGGUUUUGAGGACUGGUUACUGUCUCAACUGCAGAGAUUGGAGCGUAUAGCUCACCUUGAAAAGAAGUUCAAGCAGAAGUAUGACAAGCAUGUGUCAUGGGCCAACGGAAAAGAAGAGAUGUUGACGAGUGAUGAAUACAAAAAGUGUAGACUCGAUGAAGUUAAGGCACUUAGGAAGAAGCAUGAAGCCUUUGAAAGUGAUCUGGCAGCACAUCAGGACCGUAUUGAACAUAUUAAUGGCAUUGCCCAAGAACUCAAUGCCUUGGGUUAUUGCAAUUUGAAAUCGACCAAUCAGAAAACUCAGCAGCUAUGUGAACAGUGGGGUGUUUUGGGCGAGCUGUCCAUUGCCUACAAAGCUAAGCUUGAGGAAUCUGAGAAUGUAUUGGAAAGAAUUGAUCAGUUACAGCUGGAAUAUGCUAAGAGGGCCGCUCAUUUGAACAGCUGGAUGGAUUCAACAAGAGAAGACUUGGAAGACAUUUUCAAUGUGCACAGCAUUGAAGAGAUAGAAGCACUGCUGAAUUCGCAAAAGAAGUUCAAGGAAACGCUCCCAGAUGCGGAGAAGGAGUUGAAAGAGACGAUCAGUUUAACUGAGGAGGUGGACAGGAUUUGUGAGAAGUACAAGUUGCAGAUCAACAUGGAGAAUCCAUUCACAUCUACUCAGCCAAAAGAACUGCGAUACAAGUGGCAAGAAUUUCAGAAGCUGGUGCCAGCACGAGAUCAAAUAUUGCAGGCAGAAAUGACCAGACAGCAGCGUAACGACCACCUCCGCAUGCAGUUUGCUCAGCAGGCCAACACGCUCGGACCGUGGAUUGAACAAAAGUUGAAAUUCAUAUCCGACCUGGGGGUGAAGAGGGGCACUCUUGAAGAUCACCAGCAAUCUCUCAUCAAGUUGGAACAGGAAGUUUCUGCCAACAAACCCCAAAUUGAACAACUAGAGAAGUGCAAUCAAGAAGUUCAAGAGGCAAGGAUAUUUAAGAACGAACACGCCAGAUACACUAUGGAGACGAUAAGAGUUAACUGGGAUCAGUUAGUGACCUCCGUGUCUCGAAACAUCAACGAGUUACAGAACCAGAUACUCAUGAGAGAUUCCAGAGGCAUCAGUCAUGAGCUCAUUGACGAAUGUCGCAAGUCUUUCAAUCACUUUGAUCGAUCCAAGAACCAAUAUCUCGAGCCCAAGGAGUUCAAAGCUUGUCUCGUAUCUCUUGGUCGCAGCAUUCGUGAUGAUAAACAGGCAUGUCAUCAUUUCUUUGGUGAUGCAGAUUUUCAGAAAAUUCUCCAGAAAGUUGAUCCAAAUCAUAAUGGUUACGUGACCUUCGAUGCCUUUUUGGACUUCAUGACCAUGGAGAAUACAGAUUCUGAUUCACCAGACCAGAUCAUUGAAUCUUUUAAAAUUCUUUCUGGCAAUCAGCCUUACAUAACACCAAAAGCACUGAGAUCAGAAAUGCCACCAGAGCAGGCUGAAUAUUGCAUUCGUCGGAUGACCCAGUACAAGGGACCCGAUGCUCCCCCUGACGCUCUCGACUACACAUCAUUCUCCAUGGGACUUUAUGGGGAAAGUGAUUUGUAGAUUUAUAGAUUUGUUAGAGAUUUGUGAUGUUAUAAUGUCACAAGAGAACUUGUAUAAGUUGUGCGGGCAAUGGAUUACACAUCAAAGUUUUUAGUGUAGCAGAUGCAGUUAAUUUUCUUCGUUUUAUAUCAUUUAUUUUAUUUUACUUUAAUAUGUAAUUUUUAAACGAUUCUAAUUAGUUUCAUGUUCUAUAUUAAUGAAGUUUCAAUAAUAAGGAUAAUUAUUAUUAUCAUAUCGUUUUUCAUUCAUUAUCAUUCAACUGAUUUAAUAUUAAUUGCUCUGCAUCAAUUAUGUUAUUAUAUUUUAUUACGUUAACGUUUACAAUCAUUAGCAUAGUUCAAUUACCAUCAUUAUUGCCUAAUAGCGUCGGCUGAACACAUUGAUUUUUCUUGGAUUUUUAUUCAUCCACAUAUCAGUGAUCCAAUCACUACAUACAUAUAUACAUUCAUACAUUGAGUUUUUUAAAUUUUGGUUAAUAUCUUAUAUACACAUCAUUCCGGAAGAAGAAAAAUUAUUUCCAUAAUAUUCAUUCGCUAUUGUUUUGCAUAUUUUAGUAUGGUUGAUAUAUUUUCUUUGCCGUGAAAAAAUUAAGUACAUUUUAUCUACAGAUUUGAUGCCAUCUAAUUUUGUAUUGAUUAUUUUUUAAGGUCGUUGUAGUUUUCUACUUGUUAAUAAUUAGUUAUGUUGCGUGCGUAUGAUCUGAUUAUUAUUUGUUGUUAUAUUCCUAUUGUUAAUUUUCAUCCAUUCCUUCAUUUGCAACUAAUAACCUGGACCUUAUUUGCUCAUCCUGACAGCUAAGCCUAUAAAUUUACAUAUUAUAUUUAUUUAUAUG
This is a messenger RNA of Helobdella robusta, 3493 nucleotides long. RefSeq lists its product as hypothetical. Gene Ontology annotation, molecular function: calcium ion binding; actin filament binding. Lineage: Eukaryota; Metazoa; Annelida; Clitellata; Rhynchobdellida; Glossiphoniidae. Gene Ontology annotation, cellular component: cell junction; plasma membrane; Z disc. Gene Ontology annotation, biological process: actin cytoskeleton organization; muscle cell development. The coding region runs from base 4 to 2661 and encodes 885 amino acids. The record is from RefSeq and is a predicted model, not a curated record. The transcript is spliced from 22 exons.